GCUAAACACCCCCCCGGGGGAGGGGAAGCAUUUGAAGUCUGGGGCCAGGCUGAAAGCUGGAAAAGUGCAAACUGGAUAGGAGAGCGCUCAACGCGAGUGGACUACAAAGCCCAGAGUGCACAGCGUCGCUCUCCUCAGCUCCACUACGGGCCCUGCGCGCCAUGGAGGCUGGGAAAUGAAGUCUGUGGACUUCCAGAGCCCCGCGCCAGGGCAGAAGGGAGGCGUUGCUAGUCCGCUCCUUCAGCACGCGGGUUCCUGGCUGGCCUCGGGGUUUCUCGCUCCCGCUCAGGGUUUUCGUGGACGGCGGGAGCAGUAUGGCUUGCCUGAGUAAACUCCGGGGGGAGGAGGGGAAGGGAGUGGAUAAGGAGGCGGGGUCAGCGGAAGCGGCAGGUUGCUUCCUUCUCUUCGCGCUCCCUCCCCGCCUCUCCCUGAGGGAGCGGUGGGAGGGGGAGGGUAGGGCAGAAGGAAGGUAGUGACACGUGUCAAUCAACCCCCCUCCGGGGGGCGCGCGCUCCGGGGCUCGCGCCGAGGGCUCGCGCCCCUGCCUCGUGCCUGCGCCGCUCGUAUGUAAAUGAGGGCGCGUGACGCGGGACGCAGAUGGACAAGGGAAGAGAGAGAAUGGCCGCUGCCGCCGCUGCUGCCGCCGCCGCCGCUGCCGCUCAGUGCCGGAGCCCUCGGUGCGCGGCGGAGAGGAGAGGAUUCCGGCGGGAACUCGACUCUUGGCGCCACCGCCUCAUGCACUGUGUAGGUUUUGAGAGUAUUUUAGAAGGGCUUUAUGGACCACGGCUACGAAGAGACCUCAGUUUAUUUGAAGUUUUGUCCUUUAUGGCUGGAAACAACUACAGUGUACAAAUUACCACAUUUUAUUGUUCCUCAAUUAUUGGACACCAAGACUGUGAACCAGAAGAGCUGACUGACUGGUCUAUGGAUGAAAAAUGUUCAUUUUGUAACCUACAGAGAGAAGCAGUCAGUGAUUGUAUGCCAUCUCUUGAUUCUUCACAGUCAACGCCAACAGAAGAGCUAUCAUCUCAGGGCCAGUCCCACACUGAUAAGAUUGAAUGCCAAGCAGAAACUUACCUAAAUGCACUCUUUCGAAAGAAAGAUCUUCCUCAGAACUGUGAUCCUAACAUUCCCUUAGUUGCUCAGGAAUUAAUGAAAAAGAUGAUACGUCAGUUUGCAAUUGAGUACAUCUCAAAAAGCGGUAAAAUUCAAGAAAAUAGAAAUGGUUCAGUUGGAGCAAGUCUCGUUUGUAAAAGCAUCCAAAUGAACCAAGCAGAGAACUGCCUUCAGGAUGAGCAAGAAGGCCCCUUAGACCUCACUGUGACUCGAACGCAAGAGCAAACUGCUCAGCAAGGGGAUGGAGUGUUAGAUCUCUCUACAAAGAAAACCAGCAUAAAAUCUGAAGAGUCAUCCAUAUGUGAUCCUUCUUCUGAAAAUGCAGUGGCUGGUUCAACUGUUGAUGCAAAAUCAGAGGAAGCUACUAAAAUGGAAAAAGGAAAAUCAGCAUUAAGCAAAGUUUUGGAAUCUUUGUGCAUACAUCACCAUCAACAAGUUUUGGCUAUGUUGAAAUUUCUAGUCCAAGAGCAGAAUGCUGCUUCUCUUUGCUGUUGUAAUUCAUCAUGUGCUAUGUCUUCAGAAUCUCAAAAGCCCCUAUUGGAGGAUGGUUUUCAUGGUCUGUUCUGUAGCUGUGAAUAUAGACUGGCAGAAAGAGGGUGUUUACACAAUGAGAGACAAAGCCCUGGUCUAGUGCCUCUGCCAGUCUGUAUUAAAGAAUUACAUUGUUUGUCUUGUCAAACUGUAACUGUUGAAAAUAUUAAGACAGUAAUGAACAGAGGAGUUGAAAACAGUUCUCAUCCACACAGGUGCUCUUGUGGACAGUUAGCAAAGAUUCACUCUACAAAAUCAACCUGUCAUAGUCCUCUUUUGUCAGGGGAAAUUUGUGAUCUUUCAGCUACUCUUCAAGAAUCCUGUAGAUCUCGAAGUCCCUCACCACCACCAUUAUCACCUGUGGAGACUGGAGGAUUUGAAAAAUGGAAAGACAUCGUCUCAGAGCUUUCAGCCUUAGAAAAUAACAAACUUGAGUCAAGCAUUAACCAGCCUCCAUCUCUUACACCAGCAGAGAUAAACAUUCAUAAAUGUGGCCACGACAGCAAAAUACAUAAAACUAAGAAGUCUAGUAACUCUGAUUCUGUGCUCUUGGGUACCAGCAGUAGUUAUACUACAAAUCAUGAAAAGGGUGAAACAGCUGUAAUUUUUCAAGACUUAAUGGACCGUAUUAAUGAAAAAUUAAAGUCAAUAGAAACCACAGAUAUAUCAAACCUCAUAAAAUUAUCUAGUACUGAUUGUGACUCAGACAAUGAUUUUAAAUUGGGAGAUUUAAUAACAUCUCUUUUGCACAGUGCAACAGCCAAUGAUUAUAGUUUUAUGGAAUUGCUAAGUCAACAUGAUAAAAAGGUAGAAAAUAAGAUUAUUCAGACAAGGUUUCGAAAACGUCAACAAACGUUAUUUGCAAUGCACAACUCUCCUGAUUCACCUGUGAUCAGAAGGCAAUCUUUACAGAUAAAAAGAGAACUUGCCAGUUUUGAUGAAAACUUUCUGAGAAAAAGGUACAGUGAAAGAAAUUCAAGAAAAUUAUCAUACAAUGAUAAGAUGCUUUCAGUGAACAAAGAAUUCCAGCCUUGUCAGGAACCUUUAAAAAACUCUAAAAGCUUUCAAAAUGAAAAUCAUGCCGAAACAUUGUUUACACCAUCACUUCAGGUACCUCUUGGGAGUUUAGAAACUAAUUUGGCUCCUAAUCAAUUUUCAGAAAACUUUAAAGCAACUUCAUUUGAGAAAAUGAGCCAAAGAAAAUCACAGGAGAGGUCUACAGCUGAGAAACUUACUGUACAGAAUAAUGGGGAAAAUACAAAAUUAGAAAGUACUCCAACACUUUCGAGAACUGAUGCUUCUCUAUUGAGCAGAACUAAACGAAAUAUUGUGCCUCCAGGAUGGUAUUCUAUAUAUGUAACAAACGAUUCUGUUUCCAAAAAAUUCCUCGAGAGCAAAAGAGUAUCAGACUCUGCACACAGAAAAGAUCCAGUCAGAGAUCCAACUGAAAGUUUUCAAACUAUAGACUUAAAUAAAAUUGCGAUGAAUUCUAAUUUGCAAGUUGUUGUGGAGCGUUUAGAAGACACAAUAAAUAUGGCUCAAAGGUCUUGGACUAGUCAAGACCUAUCUGAAGGAUGUAAAGCUUCCAAGAAAUUGAUUGAAACAGGUGAUAAAGACCAAAAUGCUGGGAGAGAUUUGACUUUAAGUGGAAUGGCUUGUAAAAAUCAGGGUUUAUCAAAAUCUGCAUUGGCAUCUAGCAAUAAAAGAAGUCAUGGUAUGUCUGUAAUGGAUUUGAACAAAACAUUCGAUAAUCCGAAAACGUCACCCAUUUUAGAGAGAGGUAGCUCGACAACCAGUGUUGAAAGUUUGCCAACAAAAUGUGAAGGUAUUGAAAAUUCUGUUUCUAACUAUUCUAGUCCUAUCAAACUCAUGUUUUUAUCUGAGAUUAAAAGCAGUGAAGGAGUCAAAUACACUUUAACUUCAGUCAGCACAUCACAGUCAAAUGCUGAUUUUGAUUCUCACAAACAUAAAACCCAUCAGAUGAUUGGAAGAAAAAGAGAAGUAAAUGAAGACAUACCAAACACUAGCUUUGAAGAUUAUAGUUCUAAUCAUCAUGCUACUAACCUUCAAAGUGAAUUGAACCAAUUUAACUGUAUACCUGAGGCUACACCAUCAUCUGCAGAGUUGACUGAUAGUUUAAACAAUGAUAAGCCACAAGAAGACCCUAAGGGAAAGUCAAAUGGUGCUGUUGACUUACCAUGUAAAAGAAAGCCAGGUAGACCUAAAAAAAUUGGUCCACAAGUUGUGAAGCAGAUUAAACGGCCAAUUGGAAGACCACCAAAACCUAAAGCUGGUCAAACAGAUGUCAAUGUUUGCCAAACCAAGUCUUCUAGCCCUAGAAAGGAAAACCCACAAUCUCUCAUAUCAGAAGUCAAAGAAGAUGUUUGCAGAAAGAGUAUUAUUGUCACUGUUGUUUAUGGAAGGUCAAGAAGAACCAAGAGAUGUGUUUCUGAAGGAAGCAUGAAAAUCAACAACAUCUCACUGAACAGUGAUGGCGCUGACUUUUCAGUUAACUCUAGUCUUCUCAGAAAUACUAAAGCUCAUGAGAUUGGCUAUGGUGAAAGUCUGAGUGCUGGGUCAAGAUUGACAACUCAAAGUGGGGUUUUUGAUUCUGACUUUGAAUAUGUUAGACCAAUCAAGAGCAAGUCUAUGAUAACUCAGACUUGCAAGAACAUUAUUCGACCAAAUCAAAAGCCUUUGUCAAUUGUUAGGAAGCCUGGUAGACCUGCAAAAGUGAAAAUUUCUGGUAUAUCUGUGACUGUUAAUAGGAUUUCACCUCAGGAAAGAGAAGUAUGUGUUAGCAGUUGCUUACCUCCAUUAGAUCAGGAGAUAGUGUUAGAGAAAACUUGCCUAGAAGAAAAGCCUGACCAACAAUGCAGUAAUGUGGAUAAUAUCAAGCACACCAAUGUUGACAUAGUUAAGAAUGAAUCAAAUAGUACUGUUACUUCUAUACCUCUGAAGCAUUCAAUUAAGGCUAGAAAACCUUCUUUGCAUUUCUUACAUUCAUUUGCAUCUUCUGGCUCACUUACUUACAAAAAUACCCUUCGCCAUAAAUCAUGUAAACUCCAUUUGCAUAAAUGCAAAAAUCCAAAGAAAAAAUACAGGCAGUCAAGUUUUAGACUAGCUUCCAAAGGUAUCCCAGGAUCUAGAUGUUCAAAGAAAGCAAAAAAGUAUUUGGAAGAUAAAAAAUUAAUGCCUGUUUCUGAUGUAUCCUUGGACCCUGUGAUUUCAUCCAACCCUUUACUAAGGUGGUGGGCUACAUCUGCUUCAAAUGAUUCCUUGUUAGAGGAAUUAAACAAUAGAUUUGAACAAAUAACAAAUGCAUGGGUACAGGUGAGUAGAGAUGAAGCUCAAAAUUUUGUUCAUAAAACAGAAUACUCUAAAGGUGAUCAUUUCAAAGCAGCAAGCCCCUUGGAAACUUGUCUUCUAGAACUUGAAGUUUCACCCGUAAAAAUGCUUUUUCAGAAAAAGUAUAAUUUGAAUGAACUUUGUACCUGGUUUAUGCAAACAACAGAAACACAGUCCCUUUCACUAGUUAGAAAAGCAAAUGCUCGAAACCCUUUGGAAGUGAUAAGCACCAAGGGCAUUAAGUUAGGGGUGAAAUGCUGUGGAUUUAAUACCAGCCCCUUCAGGAAGCACUUUAAAAAAUUUGCAGUCUCUUCUCCUUCAAAACCAGCUGGGAAAUUUCAUAUACUACAUAAAAUGGUUGGCUCACCACUCUUAAAUGUGAAAAGUAAUUUAACAUUAGCGAGGUUGAAAAGGACAGAGUUUAAGAGUUUGCACUGUGAAAGGUGGAGACGAGAGGAAAGGCCGUAUAGCCACAGAACAGUUGAUUGGAACUCAAAAAGAAGGAACUUAAGAUUGUUCUGCCAGAAUCAAUCUUGGACUAACACAGAGGGGCAGACAAAUGCAGAGACAUCACUCAGUGAGAAAAGCACAGUAGGUAACCAGUGGGCCUCGUCCCCGGAACCCAGAGUCACCUUUGCUAAAAAGAGGGUAGCAGUACGUGACUUCAGAACACAUGCUAGUUUAGAGAGUAAAUUUAAGUCAGAAGCAAAGGAGAAUGGAACAGGGUGUGGACAGGUUGACGCUGAAAAGGAACAAACACUAGAAAGUGUAUCUUCUCAUAAUUGGAGGUCAAAAACUUUAAAAGACUGUAGAAUAUUUUUGAGGAAAAUCAACUGUCUUGAACACAGAAAUACUUUUAAACUAAAUACAAUAAUUUAUUCUCCUGAAUCUGUUGACAGUGGAGGUAAUCAGGCACAACCAGAAGAAUCAAAGCGUUUUAGUUUAAGAUCCCAUUCCGCAAGGCAAAGUUCCUUAAAAAAGCAAAAUGAAGAAAGAGAAAAUCCCAAAGCAAAUAGUCCUGCAAGUGGUAGGUUGACUGAUGAACUCAACAGUAGUCAGUUAAGUAAGCAUGUUAACUUUGACAAGAAUUCUGAUAAUUCUGAGGCUCUUAGCAAAUUAAACAAAAGAAAAAGACCACCAUGGAAGACCACAGAAAUGUCAGCAAAAAGACAUAAACGGCAGUCUUGCAACAGUGGACAAAUGGCAAACUAUUGUACAAAAUCCCAAGUGGGUAAGUUUUUCUCCCCUUAAUUUUAAAGUUUCAUUGUAGGUGCCUUGAGUAAAACGUAAGCUAGUAGGUAGAAAAGGAACAGCUAAUUUGGUUCUAAUUUAUUUCUAAAAUAUUUGAGCAACUUCAUUUCUUGGCACCUAGUAUGAAACUCAUGAAAUUAGGUGCUGCUAAAUGUAGUGAGUGCACUUAACUGCUAAGUUUCUGACAUUCAAACACAAGCAAAUACAUUUAGAAGAGACAUGAAGAGCAUUGUGAAAAUAGGCCAUGAGUGUAUUUGGUAGGUGACUGAACAGCUAACUAAAAAUUCACUACUGCAGGCUAAUACUUGCUUAUUCUCUUCCAAAAUACAAACUAUGAGAAUAUACAGAAAACAGCUGUGGCUGUCUCAUUUAGAGACUGUAACAUUGUAAUCCUAAGGUGUAAAUCCUCACUAAACUGUUACUCUAUUUGAUACUGUUUUGAAAACAUACUGCAAGACUGCUUAUUUAGAAGGUGGUAUACUAAAUUUUUUUCAAUGAUCAG
Rattus rattus (black rat) is the source of this 6748-nucleotide messenger RNA. It is a transcript of the gene Lcorl, whose product is annotated as ligand dependent nuclear receptor corepressor like. Gene Ontology annotation, biological process: regulation of transcription by RNA polymerase II. Gene Ontology annotation, cellular component: nucleus. NCBI's taxonomy places the organism in Eukaryota, Metazoa, Chordata, Mammalia, Rodentia, Muridae. Gene Ontology annotation, molecular function: DNA binding. The transcript has 8 exons. The record is from RefSeq and is a predicted model, not a curated record. Bases 598 to 6246 code for a protein of 1882 amino acids.